Molecule: messenger RNA, 951 nt
Organism: Suricata suricatta (meerkat)
Lineage: Eukaryota; Metazoa; Chordata; Mammalia; Carnivora; Herpestidae
Product: olfactory receptor 8B12-like
Exons: 2
Coding region: 1-951 (316 amino acids)
Biological process (GO): G protein-coupled receptor signaling pathway; sensory perception of smell
Cellular component (GO): membrane
Molecular function (GO): odorant binding; olfactory receptor activity; G protein-coupled receptor activity
Source: RefSeq, a predicted model, not a curated record
AUGUCACAGAGGAGAAUGGCUUCAGACAACGCCUCCUCUGUGACAGAGUUUAUCCUCGCAGGCUUAACAGAUGAGCUAGAACUCCAGAUCCCCCUCUUCUUCCUGUUUCUAGGUUUCUACAUGGUCACUGUGGUGGGGAACCUGGGCCUGAUAACCCUGAUUGGGCUCAAUUCUCACCUUCAUAUUCCCAUGUACUUUUUCCUCUUCAACUUGUCCUUCAUAGAUGUUAGUUAUUCCACUACUCUGACCCCUAAAAUGCUAAUGGGUUUUGUCACAAAGAGAAACAUCAUUUCCUAUGCAGGGUGUAUGACUCAGUUUUUUUUCUUCUGUUUCUUUGUCUUUUCUGAAUCCUACAUCUUGUCAGCGAUGGCAUAUGACCGCUAUGUUGCCAUCUGUAAACCACUGCUAUACACAGUUACCAUGUCUCCCCAGGUGUGUUCACUCCUUUUGUUGGGUGUAUAUGGGAUGGGAGUGUUUGGGGCUGUGUCCCACAUGGGAAACAUAAUGUUUAUGACCUUCUGUGCGGACAACUUUGUCAAUCACUAUAUGUGUGAUAUCAUUCCCCUCCUUGAGCUUUCCUGCAACAGCUCUUACAUAAAUUUGCUGGUGGUCUUCAUUGUUGUGACCAUUGGGAUUGGGGUGCCCAUUGUGACCAUUUUUAUCUCCUAUGGUUUUAUUCUUUCUAGUAUUCUCCACAUUAGUUCUACUGAGGGCAGAUCCAAAGCCUUCAGUACCUGCAGCUCCCAUAUAAUUGUGGUGUCUCUUUUCUUUGGGUCAGGAGCUUUUAUGUACCUCAAACCACCUUCUAUUUUACCCCUGGACCAGGGGAAAGUGUCUUCUAUAUUCUAUACUGCUGUGGUACCCAUGUUCAACCCAUUAAUCUAUAGUCUGAGGAAUAAGGAUGUCAAAGUUGCCCUGAAGAAAACCUUAGGCAGAAAAUUCUUCUCUUGA